AUGACUGCACACGGCUUUAACUCAACGCCAUAUUCAGAAUUAAAUAGAAGAAUUAGAGGACCUCCUCGUCUUCUUCAAAAAGAUUAUGGUUUAGAAGGAACCUUAGCUACAGUUUUAAAAAUUGAAGAAUUUGAUAUUCCAGAAAUUAAUAAAAUGAUAUCUUGA
Racocetra persica is the source of this 165-nucleotide messenger RNA. The record is from the annotation of a GenBank genome assembly. Lineage: Eukaryota; Fungi; Glomeromycota; Glomeromycetes; Diversisporales; Gigasporaceae.